AUGACAUCCCGCCCAACUCGUCCCUCUUUUACCCACAGGAGACGUCCUUCGUCUGCUAUCUUCCUUGGUUUGAACGUCAAUAUCCCUGAUUUGCCAGAGCCGCCCAGUCCCGGCGCAGCUUCCAACGGUUCCGGCCUUCCCUCGCCCCCUGCCACGAACUCGACAGGAAGCGGCAGCACCGAAAACAACGGCAGCCUCCGCAGACGCUCUGUGUCUGAUUCCACCACCUCCCCCAGCCCCAGCAAUGCCGUGCACUCCAGACCAUCAAGCCCCGACGACGACAUGCCAAGCGAUGCGGACGAUAACACUGCCAGGCUCACGCGCAGGCGCUCGUCGCAGGCGUCUUCGGAGAACGCUGCAGCUCUGCAGCGUGUCAUGAGCCUCACCCAACGCAACCGUAUCGCACUAGACAAACUAUCCAGGUUGAACACGUCCUCGCCUGCUCUUCGCAUGUCCGCAACGCCCUUGCCUCCCCUCACAGGUUCAUCCUCGUCAUCACGGCUCUCCUACAACUCUCAUGACCCUGGUGGUCGACACAGAGACUCCACGCGUUCUGGCUCCGAGACAGAACGCGAAAGCCAUCACUCAACAUCCUAUUCCUCAGAUGAUCAGUCCCUUACUCCACCGUCCACCGCCGUCCAGCCGCCUCGUCCCAAAACAUCAUCAGCCCCCUCCUCGCCUACCAAAGCCCAUCACAGCGGGCGCAGCCGCGUGUUCUCUCCUGGAGCUAGCACGAAUAACAAACCGGUCAGGAAGCGAGUUUCCGUGACGGAUUCAGAGCGCGGGUCUGAAAGAGAGGACGAGAACGAUGUCACGGUCGCUGCCCUGGCUGCUGUCGCUUCUCUCCGGAGAAGCCCGACGAGCACAUCGAUUGGUCUCUUCUAUGAUUCUCAGACCCCAGCCCCCAACGGUUCCUCUCAGCAACGCGAGCGUGCUCCUCUUACUCUCCGGCCUGCCACAUCGAUGGCCGAGUUUCACCAUAAUGAUGGUCCUAGUACUGCGCCUCCAGGGCUACGUACACACAGGUCUUCCUAUGCACUGGACCGCGACCGCGAAGGCAUAGGUUCCCGACAACAAAUGCAGCACCCAUAUCCCCUACAGGCGCCGAUAUUUCAGGAGCGAACUUAUGGUCUACCUCGCAAUCGUCCACGGGAUAACAUGAUCACAGCUUCUGGGCCAAGUAAAGUUCCCUCCUCUUCAGACUCACAGGGAGUGGAGCACAUUCGACUGAUGGACGAGUCUCUGUCUGUCUUCGAAUCUCUCCUCUCGCGACUACCGAGUAUGGGCGAAACCACAACGGCUACCAUCCCAGAACUCUACCGCAACGCGCAGAGUAUAGUUCGAUUUUCCGAGCAGGUGAACGGAAUGCUACGGACAAAGACUAAUCGUGCUCUGGAACGGCAGAUCGAUUCCGAGGUCGCAGACGAGUCGGAAGCGAUCGAUAUGGCGGCUCUGUGGAAGGAUGUGGGAAUGGAUUUCAGAGACUGUUUGCGGGUGAGCGACGAGCUUGUGCGGACGAUGACUGGUUUCUUGCUCGGUGUGGGCAAAGUGUUGCGGGAGGCUGCUCCUGCACCUGGUACAAGCACAGCUUUGCAACAUCUUCGGGGUUCAAGCCUGGAUGACGGCAUGAUGAGAAGCAUGGGCAGAGAUGGUGGGUCUUCGACCACGGGUAGUGGUACCGGAAGCGGCAAGAGCAGUGUCGAUGGCAGGAGGAGCGCCGAUGUAAGAAGGAGCUGGGAUCUGGCGAGAGGGGAGAGAGAUUCGGACAAGGACAUCCCAAAACGAACGUCAAGUCGAGCGGACGGAAUUCAUGCGCGGCCGGCAUCGUCGAUGCUCCGAGAGAGAACUCGGGACAGAGGGGACCGCGAUCGGCGAAGUAGAGAUCAAAUCAACUUGGAUGCCGAUCAAGAUCCGUCGCCGCGUAACUCGUCUUCAGCCGCAGGGCCAUCAGCGAUAUUGAGACGACUGUACACGCCCAGAGAGCAUCGGGAUCGAGCAGCAAUCGCAUCGAUUGCCGCAAGCUCAAGAACGGAUCUGUCUCUUACUGACUUGCAGCGGAGCACGCAAGAGUAUGAUCCGUCACCAACCCCUGUUUCACGCAAUCAGGCAGCGUCGAAAAUGGAUCGGCAUCGGUCACUUCCACCGCUCUCGAUCCCGACACCCCUCCCCUCGCUUCCGUCCGAGUCUUCGCUCAACCGAUCCGGGAAUGAGAAAGGGAGUCGGCGCAAAGUGUCAACAGCCUCUAAUAUCACCGUACGUGCAAACCCCAACUUCAAUAUCUCAACUUCAAGCGCGACGACGGCACUCACGCCACACACCGUGUCCAAUAACAUUACCCCUGACAGGACAGCAUUCCCAAUGCUCAGAAACGAUUCCGGGGAGUCCGCUUCGACGUCGGCGAAGAAGAACAACAUCACUUUUUCUCGACCAUCGACGGUCUCGGUGUCCGCACUGAAUGGCCUCCAACAGCGUGACACUCGCAAGCGGACGAUUUCUGCGACUUCAUCGACAUCUGUAAAUGAGAAUGUUGCUCCCGUGCCUACUUCCAACACUGCCACGACGCCUAACGUGCGUACACCCCGCUCCGGGUCGGAGACAGAGCGCCCAACGCUCAACUCUAGUAGUCGGCGGACUGUGGGUCCUACAAGGGCACGAGUGUCGCUGGACGCCGCGUUGGAAGAAGAGGCCAGAGCGGAGGGAAUUGGUGGCGAUCGGAGCGGAAAAAGCGCCCAGACACAGACGGCUGGGUAUUCGUCUAGCACAAGGAGAGAACGGCGGCGGACGGUCACAGAAAUAUUCUCAUAA
Messenger RNA from Heterobasidion irregulare TC 32-1, 2805 nucleotides. RefSeq lists its product as uncharacterized. The transcript has 3 exons. Bases 1 to 2805 code for a protein of 934 amino acids. The record is from RefSeq and is a predicted model, not a curated record. NCBI's taxonomy places the organism in Eukaryota, Fungi, Basidiomycota, Agaricomycetes, Russulales, Bondarzewiaceae.